Messenger RNA from Neurospora crassa OR74A, 3183 nucleotides. Its product is annotated as palmitoyltransferase PFA3. Lineage: Eukaryota; Fungi; Ascomycota; Sordariomycetes; Sordariales; Sordariaceae. The transcript has 2 exons. The record is from RefSeq and is a predicted model, not a curated record. Gene Ontology annotation, molecular function: palmitoyltransferase activity. Bases 660 to 2528 code for a protein of 622 amino acids.
GUUGGUGAGCUGGAUGCCGAUCCUGCCUCUAUAACAUGAUACAUCAACGUCGCUGUCUUCAUUUUUUUUUGUUGAAACGUGAUGAUACCCGCAGUCCGCCAAUGUUCGGCACCUCGACAUGAAAAUGCAACAGCAUCCCAACGGGCAUGCAUGUCACAAGGGUUCUUUUGCUUCGACUUCGAGAACCAACAGUAGCUCUUGUUCUGAUUGGAUGUGAGGGUUCAGGCUGACUGCGGUUGGAAGCGCCCCCCCCUGCAUGGCUGUUUGCCAUUCCGCGAGUCCCUUGGGCCACCGAUGUUUGGACUUUCGACGACAUCCACCCACAUCUGCCAACCUUACUUUGAUCAUUCCUUUUUCCGAAGCAGCCUCUUGAGCUCCCCCGUCUCCCACGUUUCCCCCCUCCAUCCUGUCCACGCCACCAGAGCCUGGACACUGCAGACUCGCAUCUCGAUAUCCCCAGACGAUGGACUGGCGAUAGCCUCGAUUCGCGAUCACGGACUCUGUUCUAGAUCCCCGACCCUCGAAACGAGCUUACCUCAACGCACGACUCGACCACGGUUCAUCCGGCAGUCAUUCUAUCCAAUAGCCCGACUUUUCGGGUCCAUCGUUUACUUCACAACUCAAGAUCGCGACUGCCUUCUACAGAGACAUGACCCUUGAUGGACGCAACGCCAUACACAACGUCUUCCACCUCGACCGCCCUCGAUUCCCCUUCUUCCUUAUCCGCUACCAUGGCGCGCCGCUGGGCCAGAAAACUCGAGCGCUACUGCUGCACAUGCGUCACCUACUUUCCCCUCGCCUUCGUUUACAGUAUGACAAGCUGGGCCGCCUAUGUCGAUGUCUCGCUUAGUACGACCCCAUCUCGCGUCACUUGGCUAGGUCACUCCUAUGGCUUCAUCGCCGUCGUUCUUUACCUCCUCGCCAACUGGUGCUACACAUACGCUGUCUUCACUUCGCCCGGGAGCACCACCAACGAGUAUGGCUACAGUACCCUCCCCACACAAGCGCCCCCUACUGCCACCUCCUUCACCGUCAAGUCCAAUGGCGAAUUCCGAUUUUGCAAAAAGUGCCAGGCACGAAAGCCCGACCGCGCUCACCACUGCUCGACAUGCCGCCGCUGCGUUCUGAAAAUGGACCACCACUGUCCGUGGCUUGCAACAUGUGUUGGGCUGCGCAAUCACAAGGCCUUUUUGCUGUUCCUCAUCUAUACAUCAGUUUUCUGUUGGGUCAGCUUUGCCGGUUCGGCAUCGUGGGUGUGGGAGGAGAUUAUGAGCAAUACCACCUACGUCGAAACCCUCAUGCCAGUCAACUACAUUAUGCUUUCCGUCAUCUCUGGAAUUAUCGGUAUCGUCCUGUCCGCUUUUUGCGGAUGGCAUAUAUACCUGGCUUCCCGUGGACAGACCACCAUUGAAUGUUUAGAGAAAACGCGCUAUCUGUCUCCGCUGCGCGAAUCGAUGCAAAGGACCUACGUCAACCAGCAUACCCCCGGCCAAGGUAUUGCGCUGCCUAAAUAUGGUCAGCAACUACUGGACAUCCACCAAAACACCAUCCCAGGAGUCACACGACCAGAGGAAGGUGAAGAGAUGCGACGGAUGACGACUCCUUCGGGCUCAUCGCAACGCAACGAUCUUGCCUCCCAGCACAAUCCCGAACUCCAGGCAGGCUCGCGCCGCUUUACGUACGACGAGAUGGAACACAUACGCGCCCGUAAACGCUACGAAGACUACUUGGAUGAGCAGGACUCGACCAAGCUGCCCCACGCUUUCGAUCUCGGGACACCGCGCAACCUGCUGCAUCUCUUUGGUACCAACGCCUGGCUAUGGCCCUUCCCGGUAUGCACCACCAUCGGCGACGGUUGGAGCUGGGAGCCGAACCCGAAGUGGAUCGAGGCCCGCGAUCGUAUCGCUCGGGAGCGCGAAGAGCAACGGCAGCGGGAGCGACAAGCCGGAUGGGGUCCAGCCGAUGACGACGAUAUUACGCCUGUAUAUACACCUACAUGGACGCCGCCCAACCAACAACACCCACAAGGUGGUGCGGGUCGUCACUACCUGCAACCCUCCUCUCAGCCACAAACACAGCGCAACAGUAACUCCAGUAGUCCCUCAUUCACCCCUUCACGACGCACACCCAGCAAAGCCGACCGAAUCCUGGGCCGCGAUCCCAACAUGUACGCCGAUGACGAACCAGUAAUAUAUGGCAAACACGACGUAGCCAUGAGCAGACUGAGUCCUGCAGGCCGUACUCUGGUAGUAGAAGACGACGUUCUUAAUGAUGAUGACGAUGACGACGAGGACUACUUCCAAGAUGCUGGCCGCAAACAGGAGGAUGCGGAGCAAAGUGCCCUGAAUGUGGUAACAAACGGGCGAUGGGGUCGCCCUGCCGGCGCAAGCGGAGUGGGAUUGCUUGCGCAUGGACGGCCUGGGGGAGCGAGGAGUCCCAUUAGUCCUAUAAGUCCUCCUGCUCGGGGAUUUGGCGGGAGCGCGAAGAAUGGGGAGGAGGGAAGGUCGAAUGAUGAUGGCGUGGAUUGAUGAAGAAGUGCCCGUGAUCCCUGUUUCUUCUCUUCUUUUCUUCCUUUCACGUCCAUCUCUUAAUAUCAUCACACUACUUACUUGUUUCCCCGAUUUGGCUUUAGCGAAACGUACCAUACUAUAGCGCAAAGUACUUCUUGGACAAACAUCAACAAUAUAUAUUUUUAAGAAGUUUCAAAGCCUUGUAGGCGUGGGCGAAAGGAGCAGGAUCAGGUCGGUUCAUGUGGCGUUGUGGUGUUUAGAGAUAGGCUUUUAGGUUACCAUGUAUGUCGAGCAAGCCAAACAUUUACAUGGGCUUGGUCUUGAUCUCAAGAUGGGCGAAUAUCCUGAGCCUGAGACUCUACCAUACCAAGAGUCGCUCGCUAUGAGUGAAGCUCUUAUCCGCCGUGUACUUGUUUACAUGCCCCUGAACACCGGAUCUUGAAACCAAAAUUCGGCACACUAGUGCGCCUGGAUUCAUUGCUACCUAAGCAAACCACAAAAACCUGUAGCUAUAGCCAAAACAGGGUUGAAUAAAAAUAACGGCCAUGAAAAGAAAAUCAGAGUAACAACAGGAAGUCAUAGUUGCGAGGCCAAACAACCAACCAACCAAAGGUUGUGGUCACCACCGCCGCAAACCAAUUUGAAGAACUCCCAGUAUGCUUGCAUAUCUUAC